AUUAAUUUAUGCUUAUUAUGAUAGAUUACAAUAUUCACUUCCUCCUUCUGCAACCUCUAUGACUUCCCAGCUCUACUGAUACUGAACUUAGCUGUGAUACUUGCUUCAGUCAAUAGAAUGUGGACAGAAAUGAUAUCAUAACAGUUCCAAGCCUGGCCUUAAAAAGUUUCACAUGCUUCCAUUUACCCCAGUAUCUCCCCUGAGAAGAAUAUGCCCCUGGUAGAUUCGACCUCUCUAGGAUGAGUUCUAGAAUGAGACACAUGGAGCACAUUUGAAUGUGACCCUCAGUCCCAUUUCUCCAGGUUGUAAACUACGCACACAUGCAACAAUGCAUUAAAGUCAGCAGUUGCAGGAAAAGCCAUCAUCACUACUUAGAAAACUGUAAGGGUGGCAGCUGUAAUGGGGAGGACAGAACACCAAAUUAGGUCUUAGGAAGGUGAAGCCACCUCAACUGACCUGCAGACCAAAGAGCAGAAAAUCAACUGAUUAACAUUGCGUAGCACUCAGAUUUUGUGAUGGUUUGUUUCACAAGAAGAGCUAAUUAACCUACCUAUUGUGACAAGUAAAAAUUUACAGAAAUCUAAUUUUUAAAGAGAAUAAAAUCUUCUCUCUAAUCCCACCCCUAACUAAGGUUACUAAUGAUAACCAUUUGGUAUAUAACUUUCUGCUGGUUUUUUUUUCAAGGAUUAAAGGAGCAAAUGCAUGUUUAAAAAAAAAAAACUUAGCAUAGUGCUGGGCAUAUGAAGAAAGCACUCAUUAAACAUUAGCUAUUUUUAUUGGUAUUCUCACAUAAACAGAUAUACUCAGAUAUAGGUGUUUCAAUUUGUGCAGAAAUGAGACCAUGCUAUGCACAUUACUCUGAAACUCGCCUUUCUUCACUUAUUGCUACAUCAUGGGCAUUCCUCUAGGUCAACUCAUCUUUAUAAGGUUAAUUAGCUCCUUUUAAAAUGGCUACAGGAUAUUCCAUGGUUUGACUAUUCCAUAAUUGUCUUAUUUCCACUUUACAGAUAAAGAAACUGAGACUCAGAGAACUGAAAGUGUUUGCAAAAUAGUUGCUACCCCUCCCUAUCAAGUCUUCUCUUCUUCCCCUGUCUCAGGCUUGGUUUUGUGACACUGUGACACAAUUUGGCCAAUGAAAGGUGAGUGGAAAUGCCCAUAGGUAAAGCCUUAAGAGCCACCCCAUGGUGACAGCUCUCACCCUCGUCUGUAACAUACACCAGCAAUAUCUCAGACAGAGGCUGCUCCUUCAGCCUGGGUCUCGAAGUAAAGAGCUAAGGUGUAAAUCAGGAAGGAAAUGUAACAUGCAUAUGAAAUAAACUCAUGUUGUUUUAAGCCUCUGAGAUGCUGGGGGUUGUUUGUUGCCACAACAUGAUUUAGAGAAUGCUAACACAAUGUUUCCAGACUUUCAAGUGUUUUGUCAUUCAUUACAAAUAUUCAUCAUCACUGGUUUGGUCAAGCACCAACAUGCUAGUCAAUAAAGAUGUGAGUUGAUAAAAUAAUCAGGAAUAAUCACCUCCCUAACUGUAUUUUUUAAAACUAUCAAUAGCCUCCUCCUCAAGUUCCAAAUAACUGGCGAAGGAUAUGAUAAUAUCACAGAAAAGAUAAGUCUACCUAACCCAGUAGGUUGAGGACCAUCCUUUGUGUGUGGGAAGCCUCCUAGGUAGGUCAGUAUUAUAAGAACUUUGACCCAGUUUCUUCAUGUUGCAAACUACAUACACACAAACAGGCAACACUGUGCUAAAAGGCAGUAGUUCCAAGAAAAACCAUCAUUGCUACUUAGAAAACUGCAGGGAAGGCAGGCAAAAUGGAGAGGAAAUUAGAAUAAAUGGGACCUUAGGAAGUCUAAUUCCAGCUUCGCCAUGUAUCAGCUCUGAACCUCAGUUUGCAAAGAAGACUGCUGUGAGGAUCCAAUGAGGGACAGCAGGUGCAGUCACGACUAAUAAGAAAAAGAAACAUGUAUUCUGAUUUUUUUAAAUUACAUGUGGAAUACAUGUUCGUUGUAGAGAAUUUUAAAACAAACAGAGAACAUAAGAAAGAAAGUGGAAAUUACCCAAAAAUCACAACCAUUGACAUCCUGAUGGUUAAUCAGCUAUAUUUCCUUCUAGGUAAAUGCAUACCCAUAUUACAUAUUAUACUUGUACAUCACACAAAGCCUUCUGAAUGCAUUUAUUAAGUAUAUGCAUACAUAUAUUACAAGACCUUCCCUCUCAGGCUCAUUCUCUCCAUUCUUCUUCCCAGUUUACCUUUUUGUCCCUCCAAACAUGCCCCAUAUUCAAUAAUAUCCAGGCCUUUGUACAUGCACUCCCUCUUCCCAGAAUAUUCUUUCUCUCUCCACUAUCUCCUCUUUUUCUGGCUACUCCUCAUCUUGGAGGGCUCAGUUCCUAGAGGAUAAUUAUCUGACCCUGACCCUUGUCAGAUUUCCCCAGGGAACCUAAAGCAUCCUGUUCCUUGUUUUUCAUAGCAUUGCCAUACUGGACUAGUCUUGCCUCUUUAUUCUAUUUUCCUUGCUAGACCCCAACUUGUGGGCAGGUACUAUGGCUUUUUUCACCAGGGAUUACCAAAGGCUGUCCCAUAGUAAAUGCUCAAAAUUUUUUGAAUAAAUGAGUAAAAUACUUAACAAUAUAUGCUAUCUAUUUUUCUUCUGAAAUCCCCAAAGCACCUUACAGUUCUCAAUAAAUACCCACUGAAAGAUUAAAUAUGGAAGAGUAUGUAAGACAUGGUAACAUGCUUCAUGAAGUUUAUAAAUUAGAUGGGAAGAAAGCAUUGUAAAAGGAACCUCAGCACAAUUAAAUGCUAUAUUCUUUUCUUCUGCCUCCUCCACUACUUUUCUUCAAACUAGAAAGAGCAGAACAAAAUCCCUAAGUUCAGUUCCACAUUUGUUUCUUCAUUGAGGGUAUCCUGCAGCACUAACUGAAAUAAAACAGCAGCUUUAACACAUAUGCUCCAACAUUUCAGUGGCUCAGCGCAAUAAAGUUGAUUCCUCAUUCCAUCAAAAUCCUAUUGAGAAUAUUUCUGGUCGAUAAGAAACCUUUCACAUGGUUAUUCAGAGAUCUGGACUACUUCUAUCUGUGGACCUGCCCUUCUCUACGACCUUGGAGACACAGAGACGAGGAGAUGGGGAGAGACGGUUUUAUGAGCCAAGCCUGUAAGUGAUACACAGCACAUUCACUGCAUUGACUAAAACUCAGCCACAGGUAUUUAGAAAGGAGGCCAGGAAAUGUAGUCUAUCUGUACAUACAAGAGGAAAAGAAAAGAGGUUUGGUGAAAACUUUGUAGUUCUUCGCCACAGCUGAUAAGGGAGUACCUAAUCUUCUCAAGUGACCCAAGACCAGGUAAUUUUGAUUUAUGGAUACUGAAAACACCCAUUUUUUGACAGAAAAAUAUCCAUCUAAUAGUGGACAUGAGAAUGUAUCAUUCCAGGUUUAGGAAUUUUGAAGGUAAAAAAAGGUCAAUUCCAGAAAUGAGAAACAGUGAUGUUAAUUACCAUUCCAGAAUUCUAAAUGAGAUUCUUUAAGAUGGCUUUUAUGAACAUUGAAAAUAAAAAUGAUGAUUACUAUAAGUACAAUGAGCUGACAAGGAAUUAUCAUAAAUGAUAAUUUAUGGCAUCGUUUCUGGCACAUAGUAGAUAAUAAAUACAUGUUGAGCAGGGGAACUACAAUUCUACUUUUAAGGCAACUAUCCUAUUGAUAAAUAAUUUUAACUUCAGAAACUUCCUUCUUAAAUAUAGGAAAGUUUUCUUCUCUAACUUCUAACCAUUAGCCUAGCUCUGACCUCAAAACCUACAGAGACUCCUAUGGGUGCUCUAUUGGUCUUCCCCCUGCCUUCUCCAACCCACACUUCUCCCAGGCAAAUAAUCCCAGUUCAUUCAAUUCUUCUCCACAAGACAAGGUUUCAGGCCUCUCACCAUUUGGCUGUCCUUCCCACAGAUAUCUGUGGUUGGCCAAAUUGCUUUCCAAAUUUGAGGCCCACAAUAUUCCCAAUGAUGGGACCCAAUGGUGUCCAACCAGUAGCAUUUAGUAGAAUUACUACUCUUGGCUUUGGGCAUUGUGUCCUUACUUUGUGACUAGAAGUAUUUAAGUAGUGAAGAUGCUAGCAAAGGAAUUCCUGCAUUGGAAAAAAGGCAGGACUUGGAAGGUGACCACUAAGGACUCUUGCCACUUUAUGAUCCUAUAGGUUUUGUAGAAGUUCUGAGUAGAGAAAAGGCAUCACCAUAAGUGUGAUAAUGUAUACAACAGUUACACAUUCCUCCUUGACAAAAACCUUGAAGAAAAUCCAAGAGGACUUCCACAAGGGCUCCGAUGUAUAAAAAAGAUGUAUUGGGUAUAUUCUCUGUGCUAAGCAUGCUAGAUGCUAUGGAUACAGUGGAGACCAAGAGAUACGGUUUUUCUAUAUUCUUGACACUUGGCAUCUAGUGUGUGAAAUGGACUUUAAUAAGACAGUUUAAAAAAAUACAUAAUUACAUAAAGAAAUAUAGAAUAAUACUUUUUAAAACAUUCUAUUGUUAAGAGAAAAUCACCAUUUCCCUUGCCUCCGUUUUCCAUGAUGGGACAUCUGCUAAAAUAACCCUCUUAUCCUUUCUCUCCAUCCUUUAUAUAUACUCCCCAUGGAAAGAAAAGUAAUUUGAGUUAUCUGAUUUCUGAGUUCACAAGAAAAACCCAUGCAUGCCCCCCUCGGAAACCGGCUCUCUCUUUUCAGAGUCAAUUCAUCCAAAGGAUGUAUACACUCACCGUACCUCUGGAGAAGGUCUGCAACUGUCCAUCAUUGCCAGGAACCAGUAGGUAAGUUUAAUGCAUGGGUGAAACAUCAGUGCUAUGGGUUGAAUGUUUGUCUCCUCCAAACAUCAUGUUGAAAUGUGAUUCCCACCUGUUGGAGGUGGGGCCAAAUGGGGGGUGUCUGGGCCAUGGGAGCAGAUCCUUCAUGAAUAGAGUAAUGCCCUCCCUGGGGUGAGGCAGGGAGUGAGUUCUUCUAGCUCUAUUAGUUCUCAGGAGAGCUGGAUAUUAAAAAGAGCUUUGCACCUCCCCCUUUUCUCUCUUGCUUCCCUUUUGCCCAUGUAAUCUCUACACACCCAGAACCCCUUCACCUUCUCUCAUGAGUAGAAACAGCCUGAGGCCCUUACCAGAUGCAGAUGCCCAAUCAUGAACUUUCCAAGCAGCAGAAUUAUGAGCCAAAUACACCUUUUUUUUCUUUAUAAAUUACCCAGCUCAGGAAUUCCUUUAUAGCAACACAAAAGAGACUAAGACAAUCAGGAAAUCCACUGUGGCUUCCUGUUUGCCAUACCCUCCAAACCAGUUUGUAUUAGCUUUCACAUUGAUAUUUUGAUCCCCACUCAUCUGAUUCCUGUGUCUAACUCUCAGCUGGUUCUUAACUCCAGAAGGUGAGAAAGGGGUGUUAUUCAUAAUCCUUCUCAAAGAAAAGUUAUAGGGACUUAUGAGAGUAUAAGGAGAAAUCUAAUUUACAUGGAGAGAGGGCACAUUAGGAAAAAUCACAGAAAGUCUCUUUGUCAUUUAAGCUAACAUCCAAAGAAAGAUAGAAAUUGGCCAAAAAACAAGGAAGGGUUAAGAGGGCUCUUAUAAAGGUUCUUAGACAACAAAUAGUUUGUCUUAUAUGAGGAACAAAUGAAGGCUAGUGUGGGAGUCAUUAGGACUGGUCACCAUAGGAUUGUGCUUCCUGGUCCCCCUGUGGCUUGGCUGGGCUGGGCCAUGAGACUAGUUUUAGUCAAUGAAUGUGUGAGAAGUGACAUGUGACAUUUUUAGGAAAAGACACUUAAUUGCUGUGAUGAGACCCUUCAAAGCUGCCUUUCCUUCUACCACGAGAUCUGAAAUGUUCCUGAAAGUGGGUGUUCCAUUAGCCUGGGUCCUAGAGGAAGGUGAUGUGAUCAGAGUGCAUGCCAACCCUUGCUGGACAUAUUGCAGGAGCAAGGAAAAAAAAAAACUGUAUUUCUUAAGUCACUGAGGUUUGGGGGAAAAAAUGAUUUAAUUAUAGCAUAUGAACAUAUAGGAACAAGAAAAAAACUUUAUUUCUUAAGUCACUGAGGUUUGGAAAUAUUCUUAAUCAUAGCAUAACUUAGGCUAUCCUGAUUGAUUCAGCCAAAGGCAGUGUGGCUGGAGAAAAGUGAGAUGAGAAGUCCUAGCUCUUUUAAGCUAAUAGGAUGCCUUUAAGGAGGCUUCCGCAGGGGAAUUUGACAUUUUCCAAAUAUUAUGUAUUAAAACAAGGUACUAUUGCUACUCAAUCAUUAAAACACCCCCUUCAUUCCACUAUGGAAAAGGCUAUUUAAAAAAAAUCCAUCAACAAGCAUUUACUGAGCCCCUUCUAUGCUUUCAUAUGCCAGGCUUUGUAUUAAGCAUUGGAGAUACAAAAUAAGAAUAAGACACAGUUGCUGGAUUUGGAGUCAGGGAUUUAAGAAGACAUUUACAAGAUCAUGUGAAAAACAUUCUCUACUUCAGGUAUGUACCCAGUAUGGUGACAGCCAAAGAGGAUAAUAACUAUUCGAGGUGAAGCAGGAGAUGGGGUGAGGGAAAGCUUCAGAGGUAGUGAUUAUUUGAGCUGGCUCCUGAAGGGUGAAUAGGAGUUUGCCAGGUAGCCUUUUGAUUAGGGAUAAACGUACAUGCAAAGACAGGAAACUGUCAGAGCAAUGGAAAAUGUCUGGGGUGGCAGCGACUCAAAGGAAUGGAGGGAAUGUGGAGUGCAGGGUGUGGUAGACUGCAAUACUAUUCAAAAAUACUUGCUGCCCCUCCUCACUGACAUCAGGCUCGGUCAUAUAAAUUGCUCUCAGCAUAAGCUUUAAGAGCCAUGCUUUUUUCUGUCUGCCAUAACAGUAAUGUUUUAGAAAGAGCGUGCUUCAUUAACCAAGGUCUUUGAGCAAAGAUCAUGUGUGUAAAUCAGAGACACAGCCAACUUAUGGUGGAUGUAUUAGUCUGUUCUCACACUGCUAAUAAAGACAUACCUGAGAUUGGGAAAUUUAUAAAGGAAAGAGGUUUAAUGGACUCACAGUUCCACAUGGCUGGGGAGGCCUCAAAAUCAUGGCAGAAGGCAAAGGAGAAGCAAAAGCACAUCUUACAUGGUGGCAAGCAAGAGAGCUUGUGCAGGGCAACUCCCAUUUAUAAAACCAUAAUAUCUUAUGAGACUAAUUCAUUACCAUGAGAACAGUAUGGGGGAAACUGACCCCAUGAUUCAAUUAUCUCCACCUGACCCCACCUUUGACAUGUGAGGAUUAUUACAAUUCAAGGUGAGAUUUGAGUGGGGACACAACCAAACCAUAUGAGUGGACAUGCAAUAUGAGUGAGAAACAAUUCUGUGAUUGUAACCCAGUAAGAUUUUUGGAUGGCUAACACAGCAUAACCUAGAGUAUAUGGAGGUGUGCAUUUCCAGCUCUUUGACUUCUGGGUACCUAGUAGGAUUGCACUUUCCUGCACCCUUUAAGUAAGGCAUGGCCAUGUGACUAAUUUUAGCCAAUAAUAUGUAAAUACAAUAAGAAGUGUCAUUCCUAGGAGGGAGCUUUUAAAGCCAAUGUGAGUUCACCAUGCUUUCUUUCCCCUGCCAAACUGAUGCGAUGAUUGUUGAAGCAUGUAUCAAGAUGAAACUUUCUUCAGACUAGGUUUCUAAAUGAGCACAUUAAGCAGAGCCCCGUGAACUUGAACAUGUAGUAUGAGCAAAAUAUAAAAUUUAUUUUUAAGCCACUGAGAUUUUAGGAUUGUUUGUUAUGGCAGCAUAACCUAAACCAUCCUGACUCAUAUAAAAAUUGGCUCCUAGAUAUGGGUUAGUGUAAUAACAACAAUAAGCAUAACAACAAUAAAACUAAACAAUCAUUUAGAGGGUGAUAACUAAGAACACUGCUAUCAGAAGCUGAAGGGAUGGUGAUCUGUUUGGUAAACAUAUCACCUGUGAUAAUGUAGAAGGCAGAUCAUGAACCUGAUGAACUAAAGAAAAGGAUUGUAAAACAGAAAGUGAGUAGUGUGUGUUGGUGGCUGUUGGAUGCAUUCUGAAAGUUACUACAAGCUAUUCAAAGAUGAACUCAGAAAAAUUUGGCCUGUUUGCAAUCAGCAAUGAAAUGGAAUAGAGAAAACCUAUAAAUCCAGGGAUUUACAUCGUUAGAAGAGGCAAUUGUUUCCCAGUCCCGACUGGUAAAAUAUAAAAUCAAGAAAUACUUUCAGCAAGAAAGGACCUGGAAGAAACUAAGCUUUGAAGUAAGGAUCAAGUCACAAAGUAUGAACCUACUAUUAAAACCUCAGGAUAGGAGGCCGAGGAGGACGGAUCACCUGAGGUCGGGAGUUCGAGACAAGCCUGACCAAUAUGGAGAAAUCCUGUCGCUCCUAAAAAUACAAAAUUAGCCGGGCGUGGUGGCACAUGCCUGUAAUCCCAGCUACUCAGGAGGCUGAGGCAGGAGAAUCGCUUGAACCCGGGAGGUAGAGGUUGCAGUGAGCCGAGACUGUGCCAUUGCACUCCAACCAGGGCAACAAGAGUGAAACUCCGUCUCAGAAAAAAAAAAAAAAAAAAGGAUCAAUUAAGAUCUUACCCAGUACAUACUUUCAACUGGACAAAAUGGCUCUGGGAAAAGGAAGAAAGGUCUAACUCUCCCACCAAAACCCAAUAAGCCCAAAGUGCUCAAAAUCAAGUGAAGAGCAAGAGAGUGAGACAGCAAAAGAGAGACAGAGGAGUCAACAGGCAGGAGAGCAGGAAAGCAAAGAGAUAUGGCAAACCAAAGAAGUAUGUCUGGAAAAGAACUUUGUGGCUAUUGUCACAUGGAACACCUCAUAUCAGAUAGAUAAGAAGCCUACCUACACAUAUUCAAGACUUAAUGUCACUCUGCAUCUCCCCGACUUUUAAAAGCUUAUUUAAAAGAAUAUUUUCCAAUGCCUGCUUUAGCUGUGGAAAAGGAAGACUCUCCGAGGGCAAAUCCAGGAGUCAUGGAAAACAAUGGGCAGGGCAGCUUGGUGCUGUGACUGGAUGGGUCUUUAAGGUUGUUUCCCUUGAAUAAAGAAUGAGGGAAUUCCACCAGGGGAAGGAGAGUAGACCAAACAUUUGGUGAACAGAAAGGGAGACAGAGUCUUUAGUGUUAUUCCCCAAAUAUUUCUGGAGAGCCCUUUGAGACACCUGGUAGGAUUAUAGUGAUCUAAAGAGGCAUGGCCAUGUGACUGCUUUGGCCAAUGAUGUAUGGGCAGAAGUGAUGUGUGCCAUAAGUGGAUGCUCUGACAGCCAUGAUGUUCCGAGUUCCUUCCCCACAGUCAGGAUAGCUGUGAAAAGGGGUAUCAACACAAGGCCUCCUUCAGCCUGAGCCCUUGAGUGACUACAAUGAGCAGAGCUACCCCGCCAACCUACAACGGUCAUGUAGCAGAAAUGACCAACUUUCACUGGAAUAAGCCACUGAUAUGUUAGGGUUGUUUGUUAGGGCAGCAUAACGCUGCCUUUCCUGACAGAACUGGGAGUGAGAGAUAAGGCUGGAGAGAGAAGGAGUUAGAUUGUGAAAAGCCCCUUCUCCAAGGCAUAGGAAUCGGAACUCUCCUGAUUGUAAGGAAAAGCCAAUGAAAGCUUCCAAGCAGGGGCGUUAACAUGAACAGAUUUGUUAUUUUUUUGGAUGAAAUAUGCUAUUUCUCAACAUAAGGAGAAGAUCAGCCUACUAAACCACAUGAGGCAGAGAGGAACACACAGAACCUUAGGCAAAAGAUAUAUAUUUAUACAAAGUUCUAAGUCUUGAAAUUUCUAAAUACAGGAGCUCUGAACGGAGUUACAGUCAGAGGAUCCAGCAAGAAAAUUUCUUCUAUGCCACAAGCGCUAUUUCCUCUGCAGAUAACUAAUACUCCACAAGAAAGUUUGCCAGAGUAGAGAAAAUACAAAGGAAUGUAACACAGACCUGAGGUCAAUUUCCAGCUGCCUGUGUGACCUCAACAAAGAUACUUAACCUCUCUGGGCCUAUUUCCUCACAUGUUAAAUCUGGAUAAUAAUAUAUGUCUCUCAAGACAGUUGUGGGGAGAAAACAGCGUAUUUAAAUUGCUUAGGAGAAUGCCUGGCAGAUAAGUGUUUAAUACAUGAAACUGAUUUUUAUUACUGUUAUUAAAAACUAUUUAGAACACCAACUCCCUGAAUACAACAGAAAAUGAUUCAGGGCAACAGACAGAGGAGAAUGUUCUCUCCUUGAGGAAGCAACUGGAUCUUGUCAUCACUGUAUACCUACCCCACCCCCUCCCCAGCUCAGUGCCUGGCUCACAGUAGGCUUUCAGUUACCCUCUGCAGAUCAGUGAAAGCUAGGUGAGUGCCCGGAGUGAAGAAAAGUUGGCAGGUUUCCCACUGAUACCAGCUGCUGUUGGUUUCUGAACACUCAAAGCCGCAAAUACCUUAGGGCUGGGGGCAAUGAACCCAAGGCUGAAUUCCAAGUUCAGAAGCAGCGAAGUCUGAAUUUAGAACCUAGGAACUUAAACCUGCUGCAGGUCCAACUUCAAGCCCCAGUUCUAGACAGAGGCUUGGGAAAGAGCUGACUUCUAACCCGGUUCCCCCUCCCCUCCUCCCCUCGAUGCUUCUCACAGGAAAGUACACCUGGUCCUGCCAAAUCGCACUCUUAUAUCCUGGCAUCCUAUCCAGGCUCUGCGAGGAUGGAAACUGCGAGGCAGGGGAGGGAAGCGGGCUGUUUGGCCACCACCUCCCUAGUGCUGCAGGCGACCCUGUCACACUAACUCCUGGCAGCCCAGUGAGGUGGACGGCACCGGCCCCACCUGCAGAUGAGGGAAAUGAAGCUCGGAGGAGUUCCGUGAUUUGCUUGCUCCACAUUGUGGUAGCCUGGCCACGAAAGAACCAGGAUUCCCGACUUCGGGAUUCUUUCCACCACACACUUUCGUCCCUAAGGGGUAGGGGGCGGGGGGAGAAUAAAAUAACCGCGGAAAAGGAACCACUUACAUGUGUCUAGCGCUUCCUAGAGGCUACCCAGGAUAUGCGCCCACCACCCGGCCGGGAGUGCAGAAAUUUGAAGUCCAGGUUCUACCCCGGGCUCCGAGUACUACUGCGUGACUUUAUGCGAGUGUCCGCCGCCUUCUGGGCUUGUUUUCCCGGAAGCAACUCGGCGCGGAUGGAGUGUGUGUGUGCGCGCGCGCGCGCGUUAUGUUGUGCGUGUUGUGUUAAGCGUGUGCGUGUUGUCCGGGGGCGGGAGGGGGAGUAGACUAACACCGGGGUUCCCCGAGUUUCGGAUCGCCUACACGCUUGUUCCCAUCUGGACCCUGUUACCCACCAAUUGCGCCCACUAUAAAAACUGCCCCUCCGAGGCAAAGCUGUGAACCCCCGCGCCCUUUCCCCCACGGUCCCGUUGGAUGAAGUGGGGUGCAACGGAGACUCAGCUGAGCGUCCAGUUUCGGGCAAUACAAAUCUCUAGGCUUCUACGAGCAGCCAGACGACCCCGCGGACCGUCGCUCCUGAACUUGACCGAGAUGCAAACUUCGGAGCGUUCUCAACGUGGGGGGCCGACUCUCGGGAGACCGCCCCUAAACUUAAGUCUCCUUAGGCUCGCCUCCACCUGGGACUUCACAGAGCCACCUUAAGGGCGGUACUCCCGCCCCCCCGGAAGUGCGGGGGGGGUGGCAGCGUACUUGGAUUCUCAGCCUCCAGCCCCGCGCGGUGGCGGCCGCCGGUGGAUGACUUCGGGCCCCACAAGUGGGGAAACAACAACCACCCCUCGCCCGCACCCCUGGCCCAAAACAACUGGCCAGGUUCCCUGGCCUCCCGGGUCCCUGCAUCCCCCGCAUCCCCGUACGCAGCCGUGAACUUGAGCCCCCCUCCGUCAGAGGUUGCGAGCGUCCGCCCGCUCGCGGCAGCCACCGUCACUAGACAGUCAAACCCCAAGACGUCAGCCCACAAUGCACCGGGCGGGCCGGGAAAAACGGCCCGGGGAGGGGACCGGGGAAGAGAGGGCCGAGAGGCGUGCAGCAGGGGGGAGGGUAGGAGAAAGAAGGGCCCGACUGUAGGAGGGCAGCGGAGCAUUACCUCAUCCCGUGAGCCUCCGCGGGCCCAGAGAAGAAUCUUCUAGGGUGGAGUCUCCAUGGUGACGGGCGGGCCCGCCCCCCUGAGAGCGACGCGAGCCAAUGGGAAGGCCUUGGGGUGACAUCAUGGGCUAUUUUUAGGGGUUGACUGGUAGCAGAUAAGUGUUGAGCUCGGGCUGGAUAAGGGCUCAGAGUUGCACUGAGUGUGGCUGAAGCAGCGAGGCGGGAGUGGAGGUGCGCGGACUCAGGCAGACAGACAGACACAGCCAGCCAGCCAGGUCGGCAGUAUAGUCCGAACUGCAAAUCUUAUUUUCUUUUCACCUUCUCUCUAACUGCCCAGAGCUAGCGCCUGUGGCUCCCGGGCUGGUGUUUCGGGAGUGCCCAGAGAGCCUGGUCUCCAGCCGCCCCCGGGAGGAGAGCCCUGCUGCCCAGGCGCUGUUGACAGCGGCGGAAAGCAGCGGUACCCACGCGCCCGCCGGGGGAAGUCGGCGAGCGGCUGCAGCAGCAAAGAACUUUCCCGGCUGGGAGGACCGGAGACAAGUGGCACAGAGUCCCGGAGCGAACUUUUGCAAGCCUUUCCUGCGUCUUAGGCUUCUCCGCGGCGGUAAAGACCAGAAGGCGGUGGAGAGCCACGCGAGAGAAGAAGGACGUGCGCUCAGCUUCGCUAGCACCGGUUGCUGAACUUGGGCGAGCGCGAGCCGCGGCUGCCGGGCGCCCCCUCCCCCUAGCAGCGGAGGAGGGGACAAGUCGUCGGAGUCCGGGCGGCCGAGACCCUCCGCCGGCCGGCCACUGCAGGGUCCGCACUGAUCCGCGCCGCGGGGAGAGCCGCUGCUCUGGGAAGUGAGUUCUCCUGCGGACUCCGAGGAACCGCUGCGCCCGAAGAGCGCUCAGUGAGUGACCGCGACUUUUCAAAGCCGGGUAGCGCGCGCGAGUCGACAAGUAAGAGUGCGGGAGGCAUCUUAAUUAACCCUGCGCUCCCUGGAGCGAGCUGGUGAGGAGGGCGCAGCGGGGACGACAGCCAGCGGGUGCGUGCGCUCUUAGAGAAACUUUCCCUGUCAAAGGCUCCGGGGGGUGCGGGUGUCCCCCGCUUGCCAGAGCCCUGUUGCGGCCCCGAAACUUGUGCGCGCAGCCCAAACUAACCUCACGUGAAGUGACGGACUGUUCUAUGACUGCAAAGAUGGAAACGACCUUCUAUGACGAUGCCCUCAACGCCUCGUUCCUCCCGUCCGAGAGCGGACCUUAUGGCUACAGUAACCCCAAGAUCCUGAAACAGAGCAUGACCCUGAACCUGGCCGACCCAGUGGGGAGCCUGAAGCCGCACCUCCGCGCCAAGAACUCGGACCUCCUCACCUCGCCCGACGUGGGGCUGCUCAAGCUGGCGUCGCCCGAGCUGGAGCGCCUGAUAAUCCAGUCCAGCAACGGGCACAUCACCACCACGCCGACCCCCACCCAGUUCCUGUGCCCCAAGAACGUGACAGAUGAGCAGGAGGGCUUCGCCGAGGGCUUCGUGCGCGCCCUGGCCGAACUGCACAGCCAGAACACGCUGCCCAGCGUCACGUCGGCGGCGCAGCCGGUCAACGGGGCAGGCAUGGUGGCUCCCGCGGUAGCCUCGGUGGCAGGGGGCAGCGGCAGCGGCGGCUUCAGCGCCAGCCUGCACAGCGAGCCGCCGGUCUACGCCAACCUCAGCAACUUCAACCCAGGCGCGCUGAGCAGCGGCGGCGGGGCGCCCUCCUACGGCGCGGCUGGCCUGGCCUUUCCCGCGCAACCCCAGCAGCAGCAGCAGCCGCCGCACCACCUGCCCCAGCAGAUGCCCGUGCAGCACCCGCGGCUGCAGGCCCUGAAGGAGGAGCCUCAGACAGUGCCCGAGAUGCCUGGCGAGACACCGCCCCUGUCCCCCAUCGACAUGGAGUCCCAGGAGCGGAUCAAGGCGGAGAGGAAGCGCAUGAGGAACCGCAUCGCUGCCUCCAAGUGCCGAAAAAGGAAGCUGGAGAGAAUCGCCCGGCUGGAGGAAAAAGUGAAAACCUUGAAAGCUCAGAACUCGGAGCUGGCGUCCACGGCCAACAUGCUCAGGGAACAGGUGGCACAGCUUAAACAGAAAGUCAUGAACCACGUUAACAGUGGGUGCCAACUCAUGCUAACGCAGCAGUUGCAAACAUUUUGAAGAGAGACCGUCGGGGGCUGAGGGGCAACGGAGAAAAAAAUAACACAGAGAGACAGACUUGAGAACUUGACAAGUUGCGACGGAGAGAAAAAAGAAGUGUCCGAGAACUAAAGCCAAGGGUAUCCAAGUUGGACUGGGUUGCGUCCUGACGGCGCCCCCAGUGUGCACGAGUGGGAAGGACUUGGCGCGCCCUCCCUUGGCGUGGAGCCAGGGAGCGGCCGCCUGCGGGCUGCCCCGCUUUGCGGACGGGCUGUCCCCGCGCGAACGGAACGUUGGACUUUUCGUUAACAUUGACCAAGAACUGCAUGGACCUAACAUUCGAUCUCAUUCAGUAUUAAAGGGGGGAGGGGGAGGGGGUUACAAACUGCAAUAGAGACUGUAGAUUGCUUCUGUAGUACUCCUUAAGAACACAAAGCGGGGGGAGGGUUGGGGAGGGGCGGCAGGAGGGAGGUUUGUGAGAGCGAGGCUGAGCCUACAGAUGAACUCUUUCUGGCCUGCCUUCGUUAACUGUGUAUGUACAUAUAUAUAUUUUUUAAUUUGAUGAAAGCUGAUUACUGUCAAUAAACAGCUUCAUGCCUUUGUAAGUUA
This is a messenger RNA of Pan troglodytes (chimpanzee), 14706 nucleotides long. RefSeq names its product Jun proto-oncogene, AP-1 transcription factor subunit (gene JUN). Gene Ontology annotation, molecular function: transcription factor binding; RNA polymerase II cis-regulatory region sequence-specific DNA binding; DNA-binding transcription factor activity, RNA polymerase II-specific. The record is from RefSeq and is a predicted model, not a curated record. Lineage: Eukaryota; Metazoa; Chordata; Mammalia; Primates; Hominidae. Bases 13123 to 14118 code for a protein of 331 amino acids. Gene Ontology annotation, cellular component: transcription regulator complex. Gene Ontology annotation, biological process: regulation of transcription by RNA polymerase II; regulation of cell cycle; regulation of cell population proliferation. The transcript has a single exon.